CAUGACGCAAGGGGGAAUGGGAUCGUUCAGCUAAGUGUGAAUAAAAGUGGCCGUUAAAAUGCAAUCCGCAGUCCAAAGUGCAUGCUUUCGGCAGUUACCGGGCUGCGCCCAAACCUGCACCCGAUGGUACGCCACCAGCAACAGACGCAGUGUGCUACGCCAGGACGUGUCCCGUCUGCCGGUGCAUCGUUUCCCGGUAGCGAAACCGAACGACACCCGCGUGUAUGUGUGGGGUUUGGCCGCAACGGGAGCGCUCGGUAUGCAAACGUCCCUGAAGAAGCAGGCACAAAUUUUCACCGACUUUGUGCAGCAUCCAAGCAGGCUAAGCUUUGCCGAAGGACGGCACACUGUGGCGGAUGUGGCUGCCGGGUACGGAUUCACCGUGUACGUGGUCGAAAAGUCGGACGGGCCGGAAGUGUGGGGCACGGGCAUCAACACGGACGGGCAGUUGGGCGUACAGAAAGCACCGGGACCACACAAGAAACCGCUGGAACUGACCAUCUACCCGGCCCCGAUUGAUCUUAGCUCAGCGAAAACGGAACAACGCAAUCGGGUGGUCCAAGUAAGCGCUGGACGAGCUCACGUGCUGGCACUUACCGACGAUGGAUCCGUGCUAGCGUGGGGCAACAACGCAUACGGGCAGUGUGGACGGAAGAUCGUCGCAGAUGAGGAUUAUUUUCGCAACCCAGUGGUGAACACCAUCCAGCUGGAGGAACCGGUUCAAGCCAUCGAAUGUGGACAGGAUCACAGCUUGAUGUUGACGAAAGCGGGGCGUGUUUAUUCCUGUGGCUGGAGCGAUGAUGGCCAGGCGGGACAGGGUCGGUACGGGUUGAUUGAUACGCCCGGUCCCGCGGAGGGCGAUAUGAAGGGUGAACGGAUUUUAAAGGUUUCCAGCAGCUGUGAUACGAUAUUGGCCAUUAAUGACAAAGGAGAUCUAUUUGGCUGGGGUAAUUCGGAGUACGGUCAGCUGGGAGACGUUGCUCAAGACAAUCCACAGAUUAACAUCCCACGGUACCUGCCCUUCGCGAAAGAGUGUGGCAAAAUCGUAGACAUAGCAGCUGCCGGUUCAUACUGUCUUGCUUUAAAUGAACACGGCGACGUAUUUUCCUGGGGCUACGGUAUCCUUGGCUUCGGUCCGGAAGUGCAGCACCGGCCAACGCCUACCCGCAUUCCGCCAGCACUGUUCGGGAGGAAUGAAUUCUCCCCUAACGCAAAGGUGAUCUCGAUCGCGUGUGGCAUUACCCACUCGGCGGCCAUCAAUGAUCAGCACGAUCUGUACAUGUGGGGCCACAACCGGUACGCCUGUCUGGGGUUGGGGCACAAAAACGAUCAAUUCUUCCCCCUAAAAGUGGCACUUAAUGCACGCGUACAGAAGGUGACGUGCGGGGUCGAUCAUACAAUUACGCUUUGCAAGGCGUUUGUGUAGGGUCGGAAAUGUAUUGACUAAGAGCUUUUCUGUAAAUAUGUGUAAUAGGCUUUAGAAAUUCAAUAGAGUAACGUUCAUUUAAACGACUUUAA
Anopheles coluzzii is the source of this 1518-nucleotide messenger RNA. RefSeq names its product RCC1-like G exchanging factor-like protein. Lineage: Eukaryota; Metazoa; Arthropoda; Insecta; Diptera; Culicidae. The record is from RefSeq and is a predicted model, not a curated record. The coding region runs from base 59 to 1426 and encodes 455 amino acids. The transcript is spliced from 3 exons.